UGGUGCGUCAAGUAGAUCGGGGCAAGAUCGGUGGAAGUGAAUCGCUGGGUUAUCGCGAUUUUUUGUCAAAGACGAUACAAAAAAAAAAACGGUGGAGAUACUUCUCAAAGAACCUUUGAAGAAAAACUGGAGUGACUGGACAGAAGAAGACAAAGAAAUUGUUGCGUGGAACUUGAAGGAAGAUUAAAACUCUAAUAAGGAUGGCUGGCUGGAUUAGUUUCAUUCUAGUUGCUAUCGCAUCGAUGAUUGCGAUAGCAGAAUCUAGGGUGGUUCCAACUAACAAUAAGCCGACUUCCGUCAUGCUGGACCCUAACGGCAGCCCUAUCAUAUUCCUGAGGGAAAAGAGAACGGUCGCGCGCCCGUAUCCGCACAGGGCGAUGAUGUUCACCGGAUAUUACAGGCCGAUACGUCGCACGGGGAACAGCGGCCAGGCAACGGGCCUCUUCGCGCAAGGAAAUGCCGUAAGUGGGGAAGCCUUCUUCGGCGGGAUGCACGCACCGCAUCUCAAGGAUGGUCCGGAACCGAUCGAGGAACCGGAAGUGUCCAGCGCUCACGCGCACGCGGCGCCGACAGCCGACGAGGAGCGUCAUCACAAUUAUCAUCAUCAGAACGAAGUGCAUCGUCACGAGGAGGAUCAAUAUCACGAACACCACCAUCACGAAGACGAGAAACAUCACCAUCAUCACCAGGACUCUUCUACCUCUCAGGAACAUCACGAGCAGGAAGAGAUUCCAACUACCGAGAUUGCGCAAACACCGGAAGAACCGAUCACCACCACGGAAGUGUCCGUUACUCGACCAAAAUGGCAUCAUACAAAGAAGCCGCACAAGACGCCUGUCGACGAUGAGGAUGAAGAUGAAGACGAGGAAGACGAGGAUGACGACCAGCCGCCCGUACCGUUUGUACCUUUCAAGGGCAACCGGCGUCGCCAAAAAAUCCCUCAUCUGAAUAACUUCUUUCCCAUGAUCUUCAGCUUUCCGAGAUUGGCCACUCGUGCUGGAUCCUCCGGUUCCGUUCCUGGUACCAUCACAGCCAUCGCGAAUAGUUAUUCCACCGGAAAGGGUGGAGUCGCCAGUUCAGUAGCUACUGCAUACGGCGGAUCUUCUGCUGGAAAGAAACGACGCCAGCAGCCAUACGAGAAAUAAUUAACUCCUAAAUUGAUCAAUCUUAUCGGCAAGUUAAAAAGCUGAGUUCGUUCUGAAAAUUAUUAGGGUCUUCAAAAUCUCUGCUUGAUUUUUUGUUUUUUUUACGCUGUUACUUUCUUUUUAUCUUCUUUGUAAA
This is a messenger RNA of Nylanderia fulva, 1281 nucleotides long. RefSeq lists its product as uncharacterized. Lineage: Eukaryota; Metazoa; Arthropoda; Insecta; Hymenoptera; Formicidae. The record is from RefSeq and is a predicted model, not a curated record.